This is a messenger RNA of Microtus oregoni (creeping vole), 7786 nucleotides long. RefSeq names its product rho-associated protein kinase 2. Gene Ontology annotation, molecular function: small GTPase binding; ATP binding; Rho-dependent protein serine/threonine kinase activity. The transcript is spliced from 34 exons. Gene Ontology annotation, biological process: cortical actin cytoskeleton organization; peptidyl-threonine phosphorylation; positive regulation of centrosome duplication. Lineage: Eukaryota; Metazoa; Chordata; Mammalia; Rodentia; Cricetidae. The record is from RefSeq and is a predicted model, not a curated record. The coding region runs from base 391 to 4638 and encodes 1415 amino acids. Gene Ontology annotation, cellular component: cytoskeleton; centrosome; cytoplasm.
GCGGAGGGGCUUGUGGGUAGCGGCGGCGCGCGGCCGAGGAGGGCCGCGGUGUGGACUGUGUGUCUGUGUGUGUGUGUGUGUGUGUGAGGGGAGCGGGCUUGUGUGCGCGCGAGGCGGCCGGCGGCGACAUGCGGACGGCCGGGCGGCGGCCCUAGCGGCCCUAGCGGCCCGAGCCCCGAGGGCGGGGCGGCGCGGCGCGGGCGCCCCUUCCCGCUCCCGCCCGCCGGGUCCUGGCGAGCUCGCUACGGGCCGGGCGGCGCGCGUGCGGCUGAGGGGCGGGGACGCCGUGUGCCUCGCUGCUCCCGGCCGGGCCGGGCGGCUCCUCAGACAGCGGCGCGCGGCGGGCCCGGGCGGAGGUUCCGCGGGCGGCGCUAGGCCCGGCGAAGCGGCAUGAGCCGGCCCCCGCCGACGGGGAAAAUGCCCGGCGCCCCUGAAGCCGCGCCGGGGGACGGGGCGGGCGCGAGCCGCCAGAGGAAGCUGGAGGCGCUGAUCCGAGACCCUCGCUCGCCCAUCAACGUGGAGAGCUUGCUGGAUGGCUUAAAUUCCUUGGUCCUUGACUUGGAUUUUCCUGCUUUGAGAAAAAAUAAAAAUAUAGAUAAUUUCUUAAAUAGAUAUGAGAAAAUUGUGAAAAAAAUCAGAGGGUUACAGAUGAAAGCAGAAGAUUAUGAUGUUGUAAAAGUUAUUGGAAGAGGUGCUUUUGGUGAAGUUCAGUUGGUUCGUCAUAAGGCAUCACAGAAGGUUUAUGCAAUGAAGCUUCUUAGUAAGUUUGAAAUGAUAAAAAGAUCAGAUUCUGCUUUUUUCUGGGAAGAAAGAGAUAUUAUGGCCUUUGCGAACAGUCCCUGGGUGGUUCAGCUCUUUUGUGCCUUUCAAGAUGACAGGUACCUGUACAUGGUGAUGGAAUACAUGCCAGGUGGAGACCUUGUAAACCUUAUGAGUAAUUAUGAUGUGCCUGAAAAAUGGGCCAAGUUUUACACUGCUGAAGUAGUGCUUGCACUGGAUGCAAUACACUCCAUGGGCUUAAUCCACAGGGACGUGAAGCCUGAUAACAUGCUCUUGGAUAAACAUGGACAUCUAAAAUUAGCAGAUUUUGGCACGUGCAUGAAAAUGGAUGAAACAGGCAUGGUGCAUUGCGAUACAGCAGUUGGAACUCCUGAUUACAUAUCACCUGAGGUUCUGAAAUCACAAGGUGGUGAUGGCUACUAUGGUCGAGAGUGUGAUUGGUGGUCUGUAGGUGUUUUCCUUUUUGAGAUGCUAGUGGGAGACACUCCAUUUUAUGCAGAUUCACUUGUAGGAACCUAUAGCAAAAUUAUGGAUCAUAAAAAUUCACUAUGUUUCCCUGAAGAUACAGAAAUUUCUAAGCAUGCAAAGAAUCUCAUCUGUGCCUUCUUAACAGACAGGGAGGUACGACUUGGAAGAAAUGGGGUAGAAGAAAUAAAACAGCAUCCUUUCUUUAAGAAUGAUCAGUGGAAUUGGGAAAACAUAAGAGAAACGGCAGCUCCAGUGGUGCCUGAGCUCAGCAGUGACAUAGACAGCAGCAACUUUGAUGACAUCGAGGACGACAAAGGAGAUGUAGAGACUUUUCCAAUCCCUAAAGCUUUUGUGGGAAAUCAGCUACCUUUUAUAGGAUUUACAUACUUUAGAGAAAAUUUGUUACUAAGUGACUCUCCACCCUGUAGAGAAAACGAUGCAAUACAAACAAGGAAGAGUGAAGAAAGUCAGGAGAUUCAGAAAAAAUUGUAUGCAUUAGAAGAACACCUUAGCAGUGAGUUGCAAGCCAAGGAGGAGCUGGAACAGAAGUGCAAAUCUAUUAAUACUCGCCUAGAGAAAACGGCAAAGGAGCUAGAAGAAGAGAUUACCUUUAGGAAAAAUGUAGAGUCAGCACUGAGACAGUUGGAAAGAGAAAAGGCCCUUCUUCAGCAUAAAAAUGCAGAAUAUCAACGGAAAGCUGAUCAUGAAGCUGACAAGAAACGGAAUUUGGAAAAUGAUGUUAACAGCUUAAAAGAUCAACUUGAAGAUUUGAAGAAAAGGAACCAGAGCUCUCAGAUAUCCACUGAGAAAGUCAAUCAACUCCAGAAACAGCUGGAUGAAGCUAAUGCUCUGCUACGAACAGAGUCCGAUACUGCAGCACGGUUAAGAAAAACCCAGGCAGAAAGCUCCAAACAGAUUCAGCAGCUGGAGUCUAACAAUAGAGAUCUACAAGAUAAAAACUGCCUACUUGAGACUGCCAAGUUAAAGCUUGAAAAGGAAUUUAUCAAUCUUCAAUCAGCUCUAGAAUCUGAAAGGAGGGACCGGACCCAUGGAUCAGAGAUAAUUCAUGAUUUACAAGGUAGACUAUCUGGGCUGGAAGAAGAUCUGAAGACUGGCAAAGCCUUGCUAGCAAAAGUAGAGCUGGAGAAGAGACAGCUGCAGGAGAAGCUUGCUGACCUGGAGAAGGAAAAGAGCAACAUGGAAAUAGAUAUGACAUACCAACUGAAAGUGAUACAGCAGAGUUUAGAGCAAGAAGAAGCUGAGCACAAGACCACAAAAGCACGGCUGGCGGAUAAAAACAAGAUCUAUGAAUCCAUUGAAGAAGCUAAAUCAGAAGCCAUGAAAGAAAUGGAGAAGAAGCUAUUGGAAGAAAGGUCUUUAAAGCAGAAAGUGGAAAACCUACUCCUGGAAGCCGAGAAAAGAUGCUCUAUAUUGGACUGUGACCUCAAACAGUCCCAGCAGAAAUUAAACGAGCUGCUGAAGCAGAAAGAUGUGCUAAAUGAAGAUGUUAGAAAUUUGACAUUAAAGAUAGAGCAGGAAACUCAGAAGCGUUGCCUUAUGCAAAAUGAUCUAAAGAUGCAGACUCAGCAAGUUAACACCCUGAAAAUGUCAGAAAAGCAGAUAAAACAAGAAAAUAAUCAUCUCAUGGAAAUGAAAAUGAACUUGGAAAAGCAAAAUGCUGAACUUCGAAAAGAGCGGCAGGAUGCAGACGGGCAGAUGAAGGAACUGCAAGACCAGCUUGAAGCGGAACAGUAUUUCUCAACCCUUUAUAAAACACAAGUUAGAGAACUUAAGGAAGAAAGUGAAGAGAAGACUAAGCUGUGUAAAGAGUUACAGCAGAAGAAGCAGGACUUACAGGAUGAAAGAGACUCUUUGGCUGCCCAGCUGGAGAUCACCCUGACCAAAGCAGACUCUGAGCAGCUGGCUCGUUCCAUUGCUGAGGAACAAUAUUCUGAUUUGGAAAAAGAGAAAAUCAUGAAAGAGCUGGAGAUAAAAGAGAUGAUGGCUAGACACAAGCAAGAACUUACUGAAAAGGAUGCCACAAUUGCAUCUCUCGAAGAAACAAAUAGGACACUAACUAGUGAUGUUGCAAAUCUUGCAAACGAGAAAGAAGAACUAAACAACAAGCUGAAAGACACUCAAGAGCAACUCUCCAAGUUGAAAGAUGAAGAGAUCAGUGCAGCAGCUAUUAAAGCUCAGUUUGAGAAACAGCUGUUGACUGAGAGAACACUCAAGACUCAAGCUGUGAAUAAGUUGGCAGAGAUCAUGAAUCGAAAAGAACCUGUCAAGCGUGGUAGUGACACAGAUGUGCGAAGAAAAGAGAAAGAGAACAGAAAACUACAUAUGGAGCUUAAGUCUGAACGUGAAAAGUUGACACAACAGAUGAUCAAAUACCAGAAAGAACUGAAUGAAAUGCAGGCUCAAAUAGCUGAAGAAAGCCAGAUUCGAAUUGAACUCCAGAUGACUCUGGACAGUAAAGACAGUGACAUUGAACAGCUGCGUUCACAGCUGCAGGCCUUGCAUAUCGGUAUGGACAGCUCCAGUAUAGGCAGCGGACCAGGGGAUGUUGAGCCUGAUGAUGGAUUUCCAGAAUCAAGAUUAGAAGGAUGGUUGUCAUUGCCUGUGCGGAACAACACUAAAAAGUUUGGAUGGGUUAAAAAGUAUGUGAUUGUAAGCAGUAAGAAGAUUCUCUUCUAUGACAGCGAACAAGAUAAAGAGCAGUCUAACCCUUACAUGGUUCUAGAUAUAGACAAGCUGUUUCAUGUCCGACCCGUUACCCAGACAGAUGUAUACAGAGCAGAUGCUAAAGAAAUUCCAAGAAUAUUCCAGAUUCUGUAUGCCAAUGAAGGAGAAAGUAAGAAGGAACCAGAAUUUCCAGUGGAGCCUGUGGGAGAAAAAUCUAAUUAUAUUUGCCAUAAAGGACAUGAGUUUAUUCCUACUCUUUAUCACUUCCCAACUAACUGUGAGGCCUGUAUGAAGCCACUGUGGCACAUGUUUAAACCACCUCCUGCUCUGGAGUGCCGUCGGUGUCACAUUAAAUGUCACAAAGAUCACAUGGACAAGAAGGAGGAGAUCAUAGCACCUUGCAAAGUUUAUUAUGACAUAUCAUCGGCAAAGAAUCUAUUGUUAUUAGCAAAUUCAACAGAAGAACAGCAGAAAUGGGUUAGUCGGUUGGUGAAAAAGAUACCUAAGAAACCUCCAGCUCCAGACCCUUUUGCCCGAUCAUCUCCUAGGACCUCAAUGAAAAUACAACAAAACCAGUCUAUCCGGCGACCCAGUCGACAGCUUGCUCCAAACAAACCAAGAUUGCUUGAUUUGGCAUUUAAAGACUGGGAUUGGUCAUUUGAUGAUGUUGAUGGUGAUGAUGAUGACGAUGUUUUUGAUUUCUGAAGAAAUAAAUGGCUAACUGCCUUCUAUGAAAGCAGUUAUUUAAGUGAUCGUAUUCUUCCAGCCAGAAGACUGAAAUAUGAUGUCUCAAAACUUAACUAAAAAGCUGUAUUCUACUGAGAGACUCACACACACACACACACACACACACACACACACACACACACACAAACAUACAUGUUUCCCCUGAAAUCAUUUUACAUCAUGGAGAAGUUUUCUGGGCUGUUUUGCAACAAGCCGAACAGCAGUGAUUGGUGAGUAAAGGUGUCAUGCAACUCUUCAAGACUUGCAAGCUCUUGGCAGUCACACUACAUUGCACAGAAAGGUUGAGAAGAGCUUAAAGAAAUCACAUUUUGGAUUCAACAGAGGGUUUCCACCAGCACAUCGGCCAAAAGAAUUUGGGAAUGGAUCCCACUACAGUGAUGCUGACUGCAUCUUUAAGAAGUGACCAUGAUGUUAUGUUCAUGUAUGUAUGUACAUAUGAGUUGAGCCUCAUAUAUAUACACACACACCACACAUAAAAGCACAUUGUACUGUAAUACUGCAAGAAGGUAUUUUUAACUUACCAUUUUAUUUUUUAUACACAUUAAUCAGAUAUCAUUACUUCAGUUGCAACUAUGCACUUGUAUAAAGCCAUACUGUUGGAAUUUAUAUCCUUCAUCCGUGUACCUGAUAGGAGAUGCAUGUUUGUGUAAACAGUUAACUGUAAUAAGAAGUUUGAAGUUAAUUAUUCCAGUUUCCUAAUGCCUGUGGUAGACAACUUUAUCCAUUUUUGAAUGCCUUAAUUUAAUUUCUUCCCUGCCCCCCAAAUCUCAGCCCUUUUCUAUAUUUAAGACAAGAAAGAACAGUGUUUACCAGCUCUUAGGCCGCGGCUCUUAGGCUUUGUGGGAAAAUAGUGCACUCUUUUACACAGUAGUUGUGUCAGUGUCGGCCUAUUGGUCAUAGAAACAAUAGCGGAUUGCAUUGGAACUAACGUGUGCGAUCCCUUUUUACAGGCUUCAGCUAGUCUGUGACUACAAACUAUCUCCUUUGCUUUGAACUUGCUGGUUACCCCAGAUACAUUUUUAUUUAUGGUAAAGGCAGUUUUUCACAUUUUCAUUUAAGAUUCAAAAAUUGUCUCAAAUAUUAAGAAAACUAACAUGUAUUGUAUAUAUAUUUUAAUAUUUAAAUAUUAUCCUGAAACAAACAACUGUAUGGUGGUAUAUCAGCUUUGAUUAUUUGGGAAGAGGCAGCCUCAAAAGCGCUUACUUUGAUUCUCAUUGUUAAAUGCUGCUGACGUUAGAGAACAGGCAGGAUAGAUCCUGUUGUGCUGUGGGCCCAGGUAAGUGUGCUUCACCCCACAGCAGAGUGUAGCAGUGGGCAGCAUCAGGCUCUGUACAUAUGCAAAGUUCAAUAUGAUAUUGAAAUGUUUGCCUAUUUCAGUGAAGCCAGGAGACAGUUUUCAUUGCUUCCCUCUGGGGUCAGUGUAGAAAUGUUGUAAAAAGUUUGAUCCUCAUAGAUUUUAUUAUGGAAUAGUGGCCUUUGGCCUACUGGUAUACUAAAUCCCAAUCUGUGACCUUCAGGUGGCCCAGUUGCAUCUUUCGUUCCAUUUCUUAAUAGAUGUGCAUGCCAUUUCUCUGGAAGCAAGCUGUGCUCUGUAGCUCUGGUUGAGAACACAGCUUCCUUCCCUCCCUCCCUCCCUCCCUCCCUCCCUCCCUCCCUCCCUCCUUCCCUCCCUUUCUCUUCAGAUUUAAAAAUGAAAAUAUAUAAAAUUUAUAUAGAAGAACUAUUUCCAUUCAUUAGAGUUGUUUAAAAGGAGACUGAAUUAAUAUUUUAUAUAAAGAUUUUGUUACACUAUGGGAGGUUCUAUCCUAUUCUGAAUUGGAGAGUAUAUAUAUAUAUAUUUUUAAUAAACUUUAUUAAGGUGAAAUAAUGUCAAGUUUACAAAUGAAUAAUUGAAGUAUUUGAGUAAAAAAGGCAGGAGUUUAAAUUUUGAAUGCUGUGCAUGUAUAUAUGUAUUAGAGAUUGGAGAAUCAUGGUGUGAUGCAACUGUACAAGGCAAUUAAUGUGAAGGAUUCCGGGGAAUAAAACAUUCUGAGGGGCAAAAAACCUCUCCAUGGAGAGAUUUAACAUAGGGAUUUAUAAGGUCAUUUGUCCAAGUAACAGAAUUUUGAUUAAAAAAGCUGACCUUAGAGAAGUCAGAAGGGAUUUGUUUUUCCCUGUUGUCAUUUGCAUGCACGUCAGUGCACACACCUGCCAGUUUUCUUCCCAACCCAAUGGUCAUUACAAGAGCAACCUAAUUUUGUGCCAGUUUUGCUUUUUCUUGAGGCUCCCAAACCUUCUAGAUAGAUGGUUAUCAGAGCAAAUGUUGCUUCCUUUAUUCAAUUUGUCUCAGAGCCAUAAAUACUUCCAAUUGGGAUCUAAAAGAAAGGAAUGCCAAGUUUCCUUGGUUGGACACUUUUGCUUUGUGGAAAUAAAAACAGAAGUAAAAGAAAAACUAAGUUCCGGUAUUACUGAUGAAAAUUAAUGUAAAAUUAAUUUUUAAGCAUUGCUUUUAGAAAAGCAAAAAAGAAGAAAAGUUCAGUUGAAAGUUUCAAAUGCCCCAGUUAACUAAAGGAUGAGUGAGCUGGUAAUCCCAAGGAAAGCCUGGUGUUUCUGGCCGACCUUUGGGAGGCCAUGGAUCCUAGAGGAGGCUCUGCAUCAGUUCAUGUGUAGAUCUGGUGAGAAGUGCUUGAGGUUCCUGCUGCUGCCAUCAGUCUGUUAGGAUUCCCGGGGUGAUGUGAAGAAUCUCAGAUACCAACUUACCUUACAGAGAGAUGCUCAAGAGCAGCAUGCCGAAACCCCAAGUAGAACAAGUAGCCUCCGAGCUCUCAGGCCCCUUGACUGCUACUGAUUCUCCUUUCCUGCCUGAAGGUGGCUUCAGUUCCCCUGGCUCGUGAAGGCGCCACAGCCAAUGUUAGAGCACUUUGACCAGCGCUGUGUGACAGUGCUGAGUGCUGUGCCCUGGGGCCUUUUGUUCCCUUCCCUGUGGUGACUUUUGUUUAGAACUGCAAUAAGUUAUAAACUGCAUGAUUUAGAGAGUCAUCUUUGAUCAGCCGUCCCCCUGAACAAAAAAAAAAAAUCAUACCCUCUUGAUUUAUUUUUAUUUUGUUGCAUCUUUGUAGUAAUGUAA